Messenger RNA from Capsicum annuum, 3147 nucleotides. RefSeq names its product MDIS1-interacting receptor like kinase 2-like. The transcript has 2 exons. Gene Ontology annotation, biological process: protein phosphorylation. Gene Ontology annotation, molecular function: protein kinase activity; protein binding; ATP binding. Bases 192 to 2954 code for a protein of 920 amino acids. NCBI's taxonomy places the organism in Eukaryota, Viridiplantae, Streptophyta, Magnoliopsida, Solanales, Solanaceae. The record is from RefSeq and is a predicted model, not a curated record.
UGAGACAUUUCUUCAUCUUGGCCAUCUGAGCAAAAAUUGCAAAGAAAAAAUUAAAAAAAAAGAGGCCGGCAAAAACGAAGUACAUUACAAUUGACUCACAAGUUUUGUAGUGAUUCUAUACACAUUAUAAAACUGUGUCCCGCACAAGUUCAUAAAUAACCAAAACAAUCAACUGAAAUCUUUUAGCCAUAAUGAUGGUUCCCACAAUAUUUUUUUUCCUUCAGUUUUCUACUCUCUUAUAUUUUUUCACAGUUUCUUUUGCUUCCAUUGAGGAGGCAACUGCUCUUCUCAAAUGGAAAGCAACUUUCCAUAACCAGAAUAAUUCCUUAUUGGCUUCUUGGACACUAAUUACUGAUGCAUGCAGGGAUUGGUAUGGAAUUAUAUGCUUUAAUGGUCGGAUAAACAGGUUGAAUAUUGCAAAUGUUGGUGUUACUGGUACACUCUAUGAUUUUCCAUUUUCGUCUCUCCCUUUUCUUGAAUAUGUUGAUCUUAGCAUGAACCAACUCUCUGGCACCAUUCCACCUGAACUAGGGAAGAUGAAGUCACUUGAGAUUUUAACCUUAGGGAGUAACAAUCUUUCUGGCCCAAUUCCAAUUACUCUUUGUGACUUAACUAAGCUCGAAAUUUUGAACCUUUAUUCUAACCAACUUUGUGGUCCCAUUCCUAGUGAGUUGGGAAAUUUGAAAAACCUCACUGGUUUGGCAUUAUCUGAUAAUCAACUUAAUGGUUCAAUUCCAAUUACUCUAGGUGACUUAAUUAGGCUCAAAGUUUUGAACCUUUAUUCUAAUCAACUUUCUGGUCCCGUUCCUAGUGAGUUGGGGAAUUUGGAAAACCUCACUGAUUUGGCAUUAUCUGACAAUCAGCUUAGUGGUUCAAUUCCAAUUGCUGUAGGUGAUUUAACUAAGCUCAAGAGACUGUACCUCCAUUCGAACCAAUUUUCUGGUCCCAUUCCUGGUGAAUUGGGGAAUUUGAAAAACCUCACCGGUAUAACAUUGUCUUAUAAUCAGCUAAGUGGUUCAAUUCCAAUUACUCUAGGUGACUUAACUAAGCUUAAGAGACUGUAUCUUUCAUCUAACCAACUUUCUGGUCCCAUUCCUAGUGAAUUGGGAAAUUCAAAAAACCUCACUGAUAUGGAUUUAUCUGCUAAUCAGCUUACUGGUUCAAUUCCAAUUAGUCUAGCUCAAUUAACUGAGCUCAAGAAACUAUACCUUUCUUCUAACCAACUUUCUGGUCCCAUUCCUAGUGAUUUGGGGAAAUGCAAAAAUUUGAUUGAUCUGCGCCUAGGCAGAAAUAAUAUUAGUGGUAGCAUACCACCAGAGAUUGGAAACGUCCAAAGGCUUCAAGGACUUUUUCUUUCAUCAAAUCAUUUGAUUGGGCAAAUUCCAAAGGAAUUUGGAAAAUUAACCUCUCUGGUUAAGCUUACAAUUCAAAACAACAGUAUUUCUGGCAAUAUACCUGAGGAACUUAGGUCACUGACAAAGUUAGAAACCCUCGAUCUAUCAAACAACAGAUUGAAUGGGUCAAUCCCGACAUGUAUAGGAGAUUUCAUGCACUUGUUUCAGUUGAACCUGAGUAACAACAAGUUUGGCCAGAAAAUUCCAAAAGAGAUAGGGAGGAUAACUCAUCUGAUUGUACUUGAUUUGAGCCAUAAUCUUCUUGAUGGAGAAAUACCUGUUCAGUUGACCAGUUUGUUGGACUUGUCAAACUUGAAUCUUUCCCACAAUGGCCUCUCUGGCCGCAUUCCUGAAAAAUUUGAAAGUUUGACUAGUUUGCAGGAUGUCGUAUUGUCAUACAAUGAGUUGGAAGGUCCAAUCCCUAAUAAUAAAGCUUUUAUUAAUGCUUCAUUAGAAGGUAAUAAAGGUCUUUGCGGCAAUCUAACAGGAUUCCAGCCAUGCGAAAAGCCAUCUUCGCACACAAUAGAGAAGCGACGUAAACUCAUCCUCAUCAUUCUACUUCCUGUUAUGGGAGCACUAGUACUACUUUGUGUUUUAUUUGGUGUUCUCUUUAUGUUUGAUAAAAGGAGACCUAAAGACGUUGAAAGACGGAAUGAUGAUGGUUGUCUUUCGAUAUCCAUGUUAGAUGGGAAGGCAUUGUACAGGGACAUCUUAAACGCCACAGAGGAGUUUGAUGCAACAUUUUGCAUCGGGCAAGGAGGGCAUGGAAGUGUUUACAAGGUUAACCUUCCUUCAUUAGGGACCAUAGCUGUGAAGAGACUUCAUUCUUCAGUUGAGAAUACAAAUCCCAAAAGCUUCAUGAAUGAAAUAAGGGCAUUGACUGGGAUUAAGCACCGGAACAUUGUGAACCUCUAUGGCUAUUGUUCACAUGCACAACACUCAUUCUUGGUUUACGAGUAUGCGGAGAGGGGGAGUUUGUCUAGUAUAUUGACAAAUGAAACUGAGUCCAAGAAAUUGGAUUGGCUUAAAAGGGUGAAUAUCAUCAAAGGUGUUGCGUUUGCUUUAUCUUACAUGCACCAGGAUUGCUCACCACUGAUUGUUCAUCGAGACAUAUCAAGCAGUAAUGUUUUGCUUGAUUCCAAGUAUGAAGCUCGUGUUUCAGAUUUUGGCAUAGCUAAGCUUCUCAAGCCGGACUCAUCCAACUGUACUGCGCUUGCAGGCACAUAUGGCUAUGUUGCACCUGAGCUUGCAUAUACACUGAAGGUUACGCCAAUGUGUGAUGUCUAUAGCUUUGGAGUUUUAGCAAUGGAGAUAAUCAAAGGAAAGCAUCUCGGGGAAUAUAUUACCGUGCUAGCAAAUUCGUCGACUAUAGAUCAUGUGCAGUUUAGUGAUUUGCUAGAUGAACGCCUUCCAUAUCCUGAAGAUGAACUAAAAGAGGUUUUGGUUUUUAUCAUCAAGCUAGCAAGCUCUUGUUUGGUUGAAACUCCAAAAUCAAGGCCAACAAUGCAAUUCAUCUCUCAUAAAUUAUCAACAUUGUUCCACGUCCACCAACUCAUGUAAAGCGAGCUUUUUAAUCCCUGAGAUGUAAGGUGUCUUUGUAUGAAAAUGAAUAACCUUUGACCCAUGACAAAAUUAUUAUUCGGACUAGUAUUGUUGUAUUGUCAGGGUGUUUGUCUGUUUUCUUCUAUUAGAUGAUAUAAUGUAUAAGGUUAUGGUUCCUUGUGCCAAAAAGUAAUAAAACAACCUUCACGAA